Molecule: messenger RNA, 1688 nt
Organism: Fusarium oxysporum Fo47
Lineage: Eukaryota; Fungi; Ascomycota; Sordariomycetes; Hypocreales; Nectriaceae
Exons: 2
Coding region: 362-1414 (350 amino acids)
Cellular component (GO): SUMO-targeted ubiquitin ligase complex
Molecular function (GO): ubiquitin-protein transferase activity
Source: RefSeq, a predicted model, not a curated record
CAACUAACUUUGAUGCUUACCAACAACCUUCACCUCCCCACAACUCCACGUCUACACCUCACAACGAACCGAUACGACACGAUACAGACGCUUACGACUCCUCUGAGCAUAAUUCUAUGUCUCAUCAUCUAAUUCAGUCUUGCUGCCAUAGCGCAUUUGCUUAGCUUUCUCUACUUUAAUCGCCACACUUUUCAUCUGCUUCGCCCUGGGCGGCCAUUCACUGUAUAAGUGUUCACUGCCUCGGGUGAUAUUCAGGAGGCUUUAUGCCGUGAAUACGAUAAGAGAGAACACACUAUAUCUCCAAUUAUAACCGUCUAGUCCUCGAUACCUCGCAUUCUAAGUCUUACACCACCUACCCAACAUGGCUGAAAACAGUGACCCUCUCGAGAUGUUUGAGGCGGGAGGGGAUGAAGAUUUUGAACAUUUUUUCGAAGGCGCUUACAGACAACGGCAAAAUGCUGGAGAUCAACUAUUUCUUCCACAUCCCAAUGCACCCGCUGCAUAUCACAAUACACGCCACACUCGCCGCUCACGAGCUGUUCGAAAUUCAGCACUACACCAACAGCCGCAAGAAGCCACCCCUGUGAUCGACCUCACGGAAGAGCCUGAUUCUCCUGUGCAAUCGCGAGCUAGACUCGACAUCCUUCAGCCCGCGAGACCACCUGCAAGGAACCCGCGUAGAACGAAUUCCCAGCGCAUAUCACCGCCUCAGCUAGCACGCACCGAUGGUACUUUCGUGGGACGUGCAGAGAAUGUUAUUGACUUGACUGCGGAUUCACCUGAAGAAGAUCGAUCACAUUUCAGAGGGAGACGCGAAGUGCCUAGGCCGGACGAGCUGAUCGAGCUGGAAAUAAUAAGCCAGCGACCAGCUCUGGGAUCUCUACCAAACUUUGCUGCCUUUGGCCCCUUCAGGAGAUUGGCUGGUAUCUUUGGUGCAGCAGACAUAGCUUUCAACCCACCAAACCUUGACAUUUCACGCAACGCAUUCGCACGGCAACCGACCCCAAAGCCACAGAUGUCCCCGCCGCCCCCAACACGAGAAGGGUUCACUCGCAAUACCUGCACCGACCCGGAGAAGGAGUCUGAAAGCGUGGUUAUCUGCCCAGCCUGUAAUGAGGAGCUGGCUUAUGACCCAAGCGGCACAGUGACACAGAGCUCUGUGGGUACGCAGAAGGGAAAGCGAAAGCGAGCACCGGGAGAACACCACUUCUGGGCCGUCAAGAAGUGCGGACACGUCUACUGUGCCGAUUGUUAUGAAAACAGAAAGCCUACGAAGGCGAACCGCGAUGGCGUAGGCUUCCGAUCCCCUGACGGGCGACCUGCGUCCGCGACUCCAAAUGAUCUCCGAUGCGCAGUGGACGGUUGUGAUACCAAGGUAUCACAAAAGUCGGAAUGGGUUGGAAUCUUCCUUUGAUUUGCUGGCCUAAGAACCUCACUUGUGGUCGGUCGUGGGAGUUAGGGGCAACGAAGUCACGAAUGACGAUAGGGAUACUGCGAGCAUAGCAUUGGCGUUAAGGAUUGUAUCUUAUCAGACACUUUUCCCCCUGAAGUCGGCAGGGCUUGUUUUUUACAGUAUAGCGGUGAUAUAUGUGAUUUCAUGGUGAGGAUCAGGGGUUGAAAGUAAGGAUAGCUUGGUCCAAGAGCAUCACUAAUCCUUAGACUAAGGUAAACUUCUCAAGUAAAACAGG